GCCCAGCCUGGACAAGCGGCAGCCACCUGCCCCGCGCCGCCUCCGUCCGCCCCCGCCGCGGCCCAACUUGGAUGGAGUUGGGGUCCUGAGCGCCUGUCCCCCACAGCCGGCCAGCGGAGAGCACCGCGCCUCCACCUCCGGUCCGGGACCUUCUCUCCACUCCUCUCUGCUCCUGCGAUGGGAAAAGUUGGCGCGGCCGGCGGCUCCCCAGCCCGGCUGAGCGCGCUUCUCGCCGGCGCAGGGCUCUUGGUCCUCUGCGCCCCGGGCGCCUUCGGCGGCGGCUCUUGCUGUCCCCCGCUGCACCCCAGCUCGGCCCAGCGCUGGGCUCCGACCCCAGGGGGCUUUCCUCACCAGGGACCGCGAGGCAGGGCUCCUGCCACGCCCCUGCCCCUCCUUGGGCGCCCCCUGUUCGCAGUGGCCCCGGGAGACCGAGCGCUGUUCCUGGAGCGGGCCCCCGGCACCGGGGCGUCGGUGGCGGUUGCUCCCCGCUCUGGCCGGAGGAGACGGAGUGCAGCGGAUCAGCAGAAGGCAGAACGGGGAGAAGGCACGAGUAGAAGCCCCCGGGGAGUGCUAAGGGACGGAGGGCAGCAGGAGCCUGGGACUCUGGAGCGGGACCCGGACAAAGCCACUCGCUUCCGGAUGGAGGAGCUGAGACUGACCAGCACCACGUUCGCGCUGACAGGCGACUCAGCACACAACCAAGCCAUGGUCCACUGGUCUGGCCACAACAGCAGCGUGAUUCUCAUUUUGACAAAGCUCUAUGACUAUAACCUGGGGAGCAUCACUGAGAGCUCGCUUUGGAGGUCAACUGAUUAUGGGACAACCUAUGAGAAGCUGAAUGAUAAAGUUGGGUUGAAAACAAUUUUGAGCUAUCUCUACGUGUGUCCCACCAACAAGCGUAAGAUUAUGUUACUCACAGACCCGGAGAUUGAGAGUAGCUUAUUGAUCAGCUCAGAUGAAGGGGCAACCUAUCAAAAGUACCGGCUGAACUUUUACCUCCAGAGCUUACUCUUCCACCCCAAGCAAGAGGACUGGAUUCUAGCAUACAGCCAAGACCAGAAGUUAUACAGCUCUGCUGAAUUUGGAAGAAGGUGGCAGCUUAUCCAGGAAGGAGUCGUACCAAACAGGUUCUACUGGUCUGUAAUGGGGUCGAACAAGGAACCAGAUCUUGUGCAUCUAGAGGCCAGAACUGUGGAUGGUCAUUCCCAAUAUCUAACUUGCCGAAUGCAGAACUGCACAGAGGCCAACAGACAUAAACCUUUCCCGGGCUACAUUGAUCCAGACUCUCUGAUUGUCCAGGAUGAUUACGUGUUUGUUCAGCUGACAUCAGGAGGACGGCCACAUUACUACGUGUCCUACCGAAGGAAUGCAUUUGCCCAAAUGAAGCUGCCCAAAUAUGCUUUGCCCAAGGACAUGCAUGUCAUCAGCACAGAUGAGAAUCAAGUGUUUGCAGCGGUCCAAGAAUGGAACCAAAACGACACGUACAACCUCUACAUCUCAGACACCCGUGGUGUCUACUUCACCCUGGCCUUGGAAAAUGUCCAGAGCAGCAGAGGCCCUGAGGGCAACAUCAUGAUCGACCUCUAUGAGGUAGCAGGGAUAAAGGGAAUGUUCUUGGCUAACAAGAAGAUUGACAACCAAGUGAAGACUUUCAUCACAUAUAACAAAGGCAGAGACUGGCGUUUGCUGCAGGCACCAGACAUGGAUCUAAGGGGGGACCCUGUUCAGUGCUUACUGCCCUAUUGCUCACUACACCUUCACCUUAAGGUCUCUGAGAAUCCCUACACAUCGGGGAUCAUUGCCAGCCGAGACACAGCUCCCAGCAUCAUAGUGGCUUCAGGUAAUAUAGGUUCUGAAUUGUCAGAUAGCGACAUCAGCAUGUUUGUCUCUUCAGAUGCAGGGAACACUUGGAGGCAGAUCUUUGAAGAAGAGCACAGUGUUUUGUAUCUGGAUCAAGGUGGAGUCCUGGUUGCUAUGAAGCACACAUCUCUCCCAAUUCGACAUCUCUGGUUGAGUUUUGAUGAAGGGAGAUCUUGGAGCAAAUACAGCUUUACAUCCAUUCCACUUUUUGUGGAUGGGGUUCUGGGAGAGCCUGGGGAAGAGACUCUCAUCAUGACAGUGUUUGGACACUUCAGCCACCGCUCUGAAUGGCAGCUGGUCAAAGUGGACUACAAGUCCAUUUUCGAUAGACGGUGUGCCGAAGAGGACUACAGACCCUGGCAACUGCAUAGCCAGGGGGAAGCAUGCAUCAUGGGAGCAAAAAGGAUAUAUAAGAAGCGUAAAUCAGAGCGGAAAUGUAUGCAAGGAAAAUAUGCAGGAGCUAUGGAAUCUGAACCGUGUGUCUGCACAGAGGCUGAUUUUGACUGUGACUAUGGUUAUGAGCGACACAGCAAUGGUCAGUGCCUCCCAGCAUUUUGGUUCAAUCCAUCUUCUCUGUCGAAGGAUUGCAGCUUGGGGCAGAGUUACCUCAAUAGUACCGGGUAUAGGAAGGUGGUUUCCAAUAACUGUACUGAUGGAGUGAGAGAACAGUACACUGCCAAACCGCAGAAGUGUCCAGGGAAGGCCCCGCGAGGACUCCGGAUCGUCACCGCUGAUGGAAAGUUGACAGCGGAACAAGGGCACAAUGUUACUCUCAUGGUACAAUUGGAAGAGGGUGACGUUCAGAGGACACUCAUCCAAGUGGACUUCGGUGAUGGCAUCGCAGUGUCCUAUGUCAAUCUCAGCUCCAUGGAAGACGGGAUCAAACACGUCUAUCACAAUGUGGGCAUUUUCCGAGUGACCGUGCAGGUGGACAACAGUCUGGGGUCUGACAGCGCCGUCCUGUACUUACAUGUAACUUGUCCCCUGGAGCAUGUACACCUGUCUCUUCCCUUUGUCACCACAAAGAACAAAGAGGUCAACGCAACUGCAGUGCUGUGGCCCAGCCAAGUGGGCACCCUCACUUACGUGUGGUGGUACGGAAACAACACGGAGCCCCUGAUCACCUUGGAGGGAAGCAUAUCAUUCAAGUUUACUUCUGAAGGAAUGAACACCAUCACAGUGCAGGUCUCAGCUGGGAAUGCCAUCCUACAAGACACGAAGACCAUCGCAGUGUAUGAGGAAUUCCGCUCUCUUCGCCUGUCCUUUUCUCCAAACCUGGACGACUACAACCCGGACAUCCCUGAGUGGAGGAGGGACAUCAGCCGAGUCAUCAAAAAGUCCCUGGUGGAAGCCACAGGGGUUCCAGGCCAGCACAUCUUGGUGGCAGUGCUCCCUGGCUUGCCCACUGCUGCCGAGCUCUUUGUCUUGCCCUAUCAGGAUCCAACAGGAGAAAACAAAAGGUCAGCCGAGGACCUGGAGCAGAUAUCAGAACUACUCAUCCACAAGCUCAACCAAAACUCAGUGCACUUUGAGCUGAAGCCUGGGGUCCAAGUCCUUGUCCAUGCAGCCCACUUAACAGCAGCCCCACUGGUGGACCUCACUCCAACCCACAGUGGAUCCGCCAUGCUGAUGCUGCUCUCGGUGGUGUUUGUGGGGCUGGCGGUGUUUGUCAUCUACAAGUUUAAAAGGAAGAUCCCGGGGAUUAAUGUUUAUGCCCAGAUGCAGAAUGAGAAAGAACAAGAGAUGGUCAGUCGAGUCAGUCACACUGAAAGCAGGCCCCAUAUCCCUCAGACUGAACUAAGGAGGCCUGGCCAGCUGAUAGAUGAGAAGGUGGAAUCACAGCUCAUAGGAGAGUAGCUUUACCCUCCCCUCCCUCCCCUUCUACUCAACCUGGUGACUCAUCUCUCCGAUUGCAAAGAGCAAGACACGCCACUCCACCUUCAACGCCAAAGCGGGGAUCUGCUGGGGCACAAUUUGCAAUUUAAGGAAAACCCCCAAAGGCUACAGGCGACCUGCUGAUCAGGAAAGAAUUUCGCUCUUGUCAAGUGCAUCAUCCUUCAUGACCACUAACUUUAUGUUUUUUUUCUUUCCUUUGUUGUUCUGUUUCCUAUUUCGCCAGGAAGUAUUUCCAUAGUUGCUGAGAAUCAAAGCACAAAAGAAAUCCCUACCUAUGUAAAUGUUUGAAUGGAGGACGCCAGUAAAAACAAAAACAAACAAAAAAUAAAAUAAAAACAAUCAAAGUCCAAACAAACAAACAAACACUCACUGCAUCGGGACUUUUUAAUUCUUCAGACACAGACAACAAGGGUUUUUAGCUUUAAGCCUGUGCAUGUGGACAAUACCUUGAGAACAUGCUUGGAGGGCAGUGUACAGGUGCUGUAUUUUACUGGAAAAACACUCCCCUCCCCCUUUCUUCUUCUCUCUCUUUUUUCUGAUCGGUCGUGUUUGUAGAAAAUUCAUAACAUAUAAAAAGCCAAGGAAAUCUGCAUGUAUUUUUGGAAAUAUUCUUGGCUCUAGAUUUAACAGCUAUUUUAGCACUAUAGGCUGGUGGUUGGAUUAGCCACCCCAGCCCCUUUCAUAAGACACAAAGACAUGCACAGGAGUUUGAAACCCUGAGCUGUUUCUCUGUUCCACUUUCCUUGUUGCCAUUUUCCCUUCUGAGUUAUCUUUGGUAGCUCUGUUGGCCAGCAGUGGCCACAAGGCUGCUUUUUCCAUUCUGUGCGGCCACAGGGACAAAAAAGCAAGUUGAAAUUCCAUGUAUGUAGCAGAGUAGUGAAGGAAGGCAGGUGAAGGGCAAGCAUGUCAGAAGAGGACCUUUGUUUCCUGUUCACUCCUUCCCAUCAGGACUGCUACCCCUGGCAGCUUUCCCUACUCCUGCCCC
Ceratotherium simum simum (southern white rhinoceros) is the source of this 4741-nucleotide messenger RNA. Lineage: Eukaryota; Metazoa; Chordata; Mammalia; Perissodactyla; Rhinocerotidae. The record is from RefSeq and is a predicted model, not a curated record.